This is a messenger RNA of Cinara cedri, 3321 nucleotides long. The record is from the annotation of a GenBank genome assembly. Lineage: Eukaryota; Metazoa; Arthropoda; Insecta; Hemiptera; Aphididae.
GUUUGAUAAUAAAGGUUACAUACAUUUCAAAUUAAUUUUUGGAAAGCAUUAACUAAUUUUGAGAUAUUUACAGACAUUUGAAUUGUUGCAAAAUUUAACACAGACAUCUAUUAUAAAAAAUUAUCUAACUAAAAAACAAUAAGUUUUAAAUUUUCUAAAUAUUUAUAUUAAUAAAUCUUACUUUCAUAGGAUCUUAUUUCAUUGAAUGAUUGAUCAAUUGUGGGUUGUAUACAUUUUGAGCAUGAACUGGAGGAUUUGCCAGCCAAUGUGCCCAAAGUAAACGUUGAUGCCACAGAAACGUCAGAAAUUAAAUCACUCAAAUCACUUCUCUUUGAUAUCACAGAUUCAUUUCCAGAACAUUUGAGAUACAGACCGAGAAUGACACGUAAUCACUGUAUCCAAAGAAGUUUGUGUACCAAACUGCAGGAAAAUUGUUUAAAAAUUUAUGUACAUGUGAAAUAUGCAUAUUAUUGCAAUAAUGAUAUAUUUCAAUAAUUAAAUCAUGAAACUUACUAUAGACUGAACAAUUGGAAAAUCAUCUUCAUCAUCUUCAAAUAAAAUGGGGUCUGAUCUAGCAGAUGUAUUUAUAGAUGGGUGCUUACGUUUGAGGCGUUGUUUUAAGUUGGUCGUAUUGCCACAUGUUUCUACCAUCAUUUUACACAACUUGCUUGAACCAUCAUUAUCGUUUUUAACAAAAUAUUUCCACAUUACGUUAGACAUUGUAGACACUAAGUCACUAGACUUUAAAGUUUAAAGUAGGAAACGUAAGCUAUGCGGGUAGACGGCACUAGGGAAUACAGAACAACAAAUGACAACACACUACAAAGACACAAAGUCGUCAGUAGUUCAGCUCGUCUACACGCUAAUGGCGUCGAGCGUCCCGGCGUUUGUAGAUUUACCCAUAAAAUAUUAUAACCAACGCAAAAAUUUAAAAUUACAAGGAAAAUAGAAAAAUUUAAAGAAAAAAAUGUUUAAAUCGGCUAAUUUAAUCACCGAAAAAAAUCAAUUCAACGAUAAAAUUACCAAGCCAAAUCGAUUCAAAAAAUCAAUUUUAAUCUCCCCAUCACCAACUAUCAUCAAGUCAACUAACAAAUUAUUUCGUGUAAUCAAAAAAUAAUGUUCAAAACACACGAAACGACUCGAGUUGAGCUUGAAAUGAUUAUGAUCACCCGUUUUCAAUCUCAGUUCCCAUGGCACACGAUUAUAGUUAGUAUAGUAUCAAUAACCGUAACACGAACUAAGAUAUCCUGUCCGUGGUAUUAACUAUUGCUAUCAAUAUCCGUGAUAUUAACAAUUCGUACGCAUUCCUAAAAUUCAUUUAAAUAUUUGAUUUUAAUUUUCAAUUAUUAUUCCGAUUGUUCGUGACUAAUAUCAUUAAAUAUUUAAUUCUCUUCUCAAACAUUCAUAUUUUAUUAAUUUAUUUUCGAUUAAUGUAUAUUUAGGUUAUCUGUGAUUUUUAUUUUAUAAAAAAACGUUAAAUUUAUACGUACUUUAUUGCCAAGUAUUUAUAAUAAAAAUGGAUGAUGAAGUUCAAUUAAAAAGUGUAUGUAUAUAGAGUAACACAUCAAAUUUAAUAUUGUAUUCAAACUUAACAUUAACUUUCAGAUUAGAGAAUUUUUACAAAAUUACAAUAAAAUUACAGACGAUUGUUUUUCACAAUGUACUUAUACAUUUUCCCAUAGUAGACUGACAGAUGACGAGGUAUUUAAUUGUUUUUAUGUAAUUAAAGUAUUUAAGUAACUACAUUUUUAAAAUUACUUUAACCAAAUACUAUUAUAUUAUUUUUUAGGCUACAUGUGCAAGUUAUUGUGUACAAAAAGCUAAAUUUGUUGAGCAAAAAUGUAUGCAAGCAUUUAUUGAACAUCAACAGUCAAUGCAAAUUAAAUUUAUGGAAGAAGCUUCUCAAAACCAGGCAGUGGUUAAUCUAGGCAUUUCAAAUACUGAUACUAAAGAAAUAGUUGAACAAAAAUCAAUAGAAUCAAAAAAAGAUUGAAAUUAUACAAUUUGUAGAUUAAAAAUGACUUAAUUUGAAUAUAGUGAUCAUAAUUAUGAGUUAGAGAAAUUUGUUUUUUAUUAGAUAUAAUGUUUUAUAUUAACAAAAUAAAUAUAUCAAAUUACCAAAUAAUAUUUGGUCAUUUUUAUUUAUCUCUCAUUAAUGUAGCCAUUAAUUAUGCUAAAUAUUGGACUUAUUAUUUAUUAAUCACUAAAACAUAGAUGUGGGUUUUACAUCUUUCUGUAAACUGUCGAGUAUUGGCUUUACAUUGUGUUCCACUGACUAAAGUAGAAAAAAAUCUAUAAUUUCAGUUUUUUUUUUUUUAAUCUGGAUUAAUUUCUUUACCACAUCUUUUUUUUUUAAAUUUUUAUUUGAAUAUAAUAACAGGCAUAAGCCUGAUUUAUAAUGAGUUUAAAACAUUAAAAUACAUAAUACAUAUUCAAAAUAAAGUGUAUACUAUUAAAUGUAAAUGGAUACAGUAAAAAUAGUUAAAUAUAAAGCUAAGGAAACAAGUUACUAUGAUUUAAGGUAUUUCCAGCUGAUAAUAUUAUAUUAAUACGAGAGUUGGGCAUAUAUGAGUAAUGAGGAAUAAAAAAGAGAUCCUUGUUUCAGAUAUUAUGAUGGUUGAUUUUAAAGGAGAUGAGACACUUAAUAUAAAUUAAUUAUCAAUAUCAUUAUUUAAUAGUUUACUAAGAAACAUGGUAUAACAUUGCCUUCUGACUUUUGAAGUUUGUAUAUUUAUGUGCAGAAUAUUAUCAUAACCAGAGUUAAGUUGUAUAAAUAUAUUGCAUUUAUAAGAGAUAAAACAAAAAAAAUUGUUUUUUACUUCCUCAAUUUGAUUGCAAUGAGCUAAAGUGAAUAAAUCCCAUAUAAUAUAAAAAUACUCUAAAUGGGGACAAUAAUAUUAAAACCAAUCUGGGGAUUAAAACAAUAGAGACAGAGAGUGUGCAUAUUUUUCCAAUUACUCCUAUAACUUCUGAGCCAUACUAAUCACAUAACCUUUUUUAUUUGUGAAAAAAUCAUGCACAAAUUCUAUCAUAAAAAACUAAAAGGUAAUUUGUAUUAUUUAAAGAUAAAAAUACAUUGAACUUAAUUGUAAUACACAUAGUACUUAAUCAUGUUAACUAAAUACAAUAAUAAUUAAUUUGUAUUUAUUGUAUAUUAAACAUGAAAAAAUAACUAAUGAAUAAGUGAAGAUAACAAUUUGUACAAUAUACAUUUUUACCAUUGUUCACAUUUAAAGUAGAAAAGAUUGAAGCUCUUGAAUCUAUAAAUAAACAAAUAACAAAUAAUCAUUUUAACAUUCAAAGUAAAAAAAAUUUCAUAAA